Messenger RNA from Diachasma alloeum, 1668 nucleotides. RefSeq names its product AN1-type zinc finger protein 1-like. Gene Ontology annotation, molecular function: zinc ion binding. Bases 98 to 895 code for a protein of 265 amino acids. The transcript has 4 exons. Gene Ontology annotation, cellular component: cytoplasm. The record is from RefSeq and is a predicted model, not a curated record. Lineage: Eukaryota; Metazoa; Arthropoda; Insecta; Hymenoptera; Braconidae.
CCAUCUCACAAUUAAUCGACUCGUGGAUUCAUCAAUUCCAACUGAAUUUAUUUUCCCACCUUUCUAAAUUGAAUUUCUCCUUUCAUACAAUUACAACAUGGAAUUCCCAGAAGUUGGGACGCACUGUGCCAUCGAUUCUUGCAAACAAGAUGAUUUCCUCCCAUUCAAGUGCACCCAUUGCUCUUCGAUUUUUUGCAAAAACCACUUCAAUGUCAUCUCACAUAACUGCAAAGCAUGUCCAGAAAAUAUUGUCUUGGAGCCCAGAAAAAUCCAGGGUUUUAUUUGCUCCCAAGAAUUAUGUAAAAGCUCUUCUCCAGUUGAGAUGAAUUGUAUUGAAUGCAAAAAACAUUUCUGUUUGGCUCAUCGCCACCAUGGAUGCCUAGAAAUUAGUGAAGAUGAAAUUGCGAUGAAAUUGAAAGAGUGGGCAAAGCCUAAGGAAGAGUUUAAGUCAGCUAAAAGUACAGUGGAUGCUGCAAUUAAUGAGAAUUUGAAAAAGUCAAAGAAAGUUGGAAUGGCUAACAAGGUGCAAUUGAUAAGACUGAAAGGAAAAGCAAUCGGUUCUCAAACCAUACCCUCUGUUGAUCGAAGGUAUUUCCAGGUCUAUUUUCCACUGACUGCCUGCAAAAAGGAGUCAGCGGCCGUCUUCGUGAAUGUCCAAUGGACAUUAGGCAAAGCCAUCGAUUCAAUCGCAGAAAUUCUCAAAAUUCGCAACUCAAAUAAUUUGGCACAUUCUGAUAAGCUCAAAAUGUUUCACCAUGCAACUGGAGAUGUUCUGGCGGAGAAAAUGGAUACCACAUUGUCUGAUUUAUUUAGUAAAACGCAGUUAGUCGAUGGCCAAAGGGUUAUUUUUGAAUAUUCGAAUGGAAAUAAAGUCGAUUUUUCUUUGUAUAAAUAAAUAAAAGUAUCCAGUAAUUCUUUUUUUUUAUAAAACAAUUGAAGCGAAAAUUUUAGUUCUUCAAUUUGGCAUCUUUCUGUGCACACAAAAUUGCAAGUUGAAUCAACCACAAAAUUUGGAAAAUUCUGGAGAAAAAUCAAAACUUGAAGCAGCAUUAUUUACAAAAAUGUCGAUGAACGUUUCGGUUAAUAUCUUUUCGAUGCAGAACUUAAGCGUAAGAAGCACUACAAACAAUUUUCACUGUUUUUCUGCCUCUUAGAUCAUCUCACAUCUUGGAAAAUGCUUCAUGAAAUCCUGGAAACCCUCUCACGUUCUGACAUUCGCUUCAAAAUGCUCAAAAGGUUCAUCAAAAUGUAAUAAGCCUCCGAAAAAGCCAUUACAGAAAAAUUCAAACAAACGCACAAGAUGGAAACCCAAAAAUUCCCAUGGCUCUGCAAAUAAACAAAAAGACCCUUGCAUAAUAAGAGAAGAUGAGUAGAGAAGGCUGUUGGGGAAUAACUCUGAGUACACAAUAUUCUUCAAAAAUAUCAGUCAUGAUGAUGAUGUCGAUGAUGGUGAUGUGCACAACACGGUGGUAAAAGGAAAUUGUUAAAAAGUCAGAAGCUAUGAAGUCCAUUGUUAAUGAAGAUACUCAAUCAAAAAGCAUUUGCUGCUACUGGAUAAACUGACUUUUUACCUUAUGAUCGCCCAUGCAAGUGGUCGCUCCGAUGAUACCAUAUUCCACAGCAUCAGAGGAUGAUAUCUGUUUCAAGCAUUGUACAUCACAAUAUAUG